GGCCGCGCUGGAGCGGGCCUAGCUGAGUCUGGGGUGGGCUUUGGCCCGUAGUAGAGAAGCCCAGGACGUGUAGCUUGUGGCCUAGAAUAUGGGGGUAGUAGGCGGGUCGGGAGCCAGGGCUUGGCGGGGUGAGGGCGUGGCCACACAAGUGGGGCUAACGUGGAGUUGCGGGUAGCAAGUACCAGAGUGGGAACGGGAAAAAAAAAAAGAAGUGGCCUUCUCAGUUGGCAGUACAACUUGUAAAAUGUGUAACUGUCUGAGACGGUGACCUUUAAGUUAAGCUGCUUUCUUAGCAUGACAGCAUUUUCUUGUAAAUCAGUAGCCAAAACGCCCCUAACCUAACAGAGAAACCACACACUCUCUACAGGUCUCCUGUCCUUCCCGGAGACCCCUUAGCAGCCUGGAUUUGGGAUGGCUGGGUCGGGUUCAUGCUCUGAUUCAUCCAGCUAAAUACUGUGGGAAACCAGGUGUGUACUAGGCACCCUAGUACGUCCUAGGGAGUAAGGUGAGGAUGGCGAGCCAAACAGACUCCUGCUUUCUUGAAGCUGGCCUUUAAUUGGGGAAUAUGUAACCAAAGAAAGCCCGGGGAAGGUCUGACUGAAGAAGUAAGCUGAGCGCAAAUGGACAAAUAGAAGAGAACCAGAGGAAGCACACUGCGGGGAGGGGGACACACUUCCUUAACUAAGGUUGGUGGGCCAGAAAGAAAAAGCCUAUGAAACCGGAGCAAAAGAGGGGUGAGAUGACCUCCAUCUUGCGAAGUCCUCAGGCUCUCCAGCUCACACUGGCGCUGAUCAAGCCUGAUGCGGUUGCCCACCCUCUGAUUCUGGAGGCUGUUCAUCAGCAGAUUCUGAUGAACAAGUUCCUCAUUGUACGGAUGAAAGAACUAAAGUGGAAAAAGGAAGACUCCGGGAGGUUUUACCGAGAGCAUGAAGGGCGUUUUUUCUAUCAGCGGCUGGUGGAGUUCAUGGCCAGCGGGCCAAUCCGAGCCUAUAUCCUUGCCCACAAAGACGCCAUCCAGCUUUGGAGGACGCUGAUGGGACCCACUAAAGUAUUUCGAGCACGCUACAUGGCCCCAAAUUCAAUCCGUGGGAGCUUGGGCCUCACUGACACCCGAAAUACCACCCACGGCUCAGACUCCGUGGUUUCCGCCAGCAGAGAGAUUGCCGCUUUCUUCCCCGACUUCAGUGAACAGCGCUGGUAUGAAGAGGAGGAACCCCAGCUGCGCUGCGGUCCUGUACGCUACAGUCCAGAGGAAGGCAUCCACUGUGCAAUUGAGACAGGAGGCCCCAAGCCGGCCUAGUAAAGUCCCCUUAGUUCCUGAGGACAGGUCUCUGUUAGGGUCAGGGAAGGGGGCUGAAGCCAUUGUCUGUCUGUUGGACCCCCCACCUGCUGGAAGGUCUAGCAUAGCACUGUUCAGUUGCUGCGGUCUAGCUCUAUCUACCUCUUCUAUGGAAUAUUCAUGGGUGCUCGGGAAGAAUGGUGAUGCCUCUUUUUUCAAAGCACUGGCAUCCUCACUCAAGAAGGAGCCUACCUGUUGACCAGGAAAAUGCAGUGCCUGUGUAACCAACAUUUGCCCUGGCUUCCUUAAUAAAUUGUUCUACUGAA
Messenger RNA from Meriones unguiculatus (Mongolian gerbil), 1605 nucleotides. It is a transcript of the gene Nme6, whose product is annotated as NME/NM23 nucleoside diphosphate kinase 6. Gene Ontology annotation, molecular function: nucleoside diphosphate kinase activity. The transcript is spliced from 6 exons. Bases 713 to 1300 code for a protein of 195 amino acids. The record is from RefSeq and is a predicted model, not a curated record. Gene Ontology annotation, biological process: UTP biosynthetic process; GTP biosynthetic process; CTP biosynthetic process. NCBI's taxonomy places the organism in Eukaryota, Metazoa, Chordata, Mammalia, Rodentia, Muridae.